Molecule: messenger RNA, 375 nt
Organism: Arabis nemorensis
Lineage: Eukaryota; Viridiplantae; Streptophyta; Magnoliopsida; Brassicales; Brassicaceae
Source: the annotation of a GenBank genome assembly
AUGGAAAACAUCAAAAACCCUAAAAACCCGGAUGAUUAUUCUGAUCGCAUAUCGAAAACCAGUCAUCAAAACAUUGAUACUUCCCUGUCAAGAUCUUACAUAUGCAGUUUCUGCAUAAGGGGCUUCUCGAAUGCUCAAGCACUAGGAGGGCAUAUGAACAUCCACAGAAGAGACAGAGCUAAACUCAGAGAAAAGUUGAUGGAAGACAAUAAGGACGAUGUUGUCGCCGAGAAAAGCAAGCUUGAUACUAGUGAUCAUGGAAAGGUCAUGGAGGUUAGCAUAGAUGGUUCGAGCUCAAGUCAUCACCGUGAGAUUGAAGGACUGGAUCUUGAACUCCGGUUAGGCCAAAGAGCCGUGGAGAAGAAGAAGACAUAA